AUGAUGACGCAAGGACAACUCUGGCUUGGAGGGCUAGCACAGGACCUUUGCAACACGUUAGAAGAUUUCAAGUCGGCCCUCAGGCUGCACAACAGAGCGUCAUACGAGCUUCAGAGCCAUUCCGUCACCAUGUCGCCCUCUAACGACCUGAACAUAGUAACCAUGACCCUAGCCGAGGUGAAGACUUUGCUAGACGAAUCGUUCAGACUGAUUACGGACGCGCAGUUACAAAUGAAGGAGUUGAAAAACUCUUUCCACGCUAUUGCUACAUUACUGGCUACCUCCGUCAAAAAAUUGCAGGACAAGUUAGAGGAAACAGCCAGCACCUCCACGCCGUCUGAUCAGACUUUUGAGAUGGACAGUUCUUCUCUUUUGGAUAUAGAACAAUCUCUUCUCUACAAAGACACCAUCGCGCUAAAAGCCUUGUUCGAAAUCUUUGAAGAUCUGCCGUGGAGAUUGGAUUAUGCCUAUGUGUUUUACAUCUCUCCAGCGAUUAGGGCCGUUAACCAGCUCGCCCAGUACACCAAUGACCCGGAACAAAACGAAACUACCUUACAAAUCUGGUGGAAUCAAGCUCAGCUAUAUGAACCAGGGGCGCUAGGCAUGGCAGUCAACAUUAGAAGUUACCAAUCGAUGACCCGACAGCUCGCAACUGGUACGAUCGCAGCCCGGUAUCGAAUGACCAAACCGGAAGGCAAAGAAGCGAUGUACUUUCAGACUUCCACGAUUUUGGCGUGUUUACUGGCCAAACUUCUUUGCUGUCCAGAAAGCAAUAUCCCGCUAAAUACCUAG
Messenger RNA from Fusarium venenatum, 792 nucleotides. RefSeq lists its product as uncharacterized. The record is from RefSeq and is a predicted model, not a curated record. NCBI's taxonomy places the organism in Eukaryota, Fungi, Ascomycota, Sordariomycetes, Hypocreales, Nectriaceae.